GCCACACUUGCUCUGCUACCACUACAAUCUCGACAACAUAUAUCCUGCUACUCUACGAGAUACCUACCUAAACUUAAUGUCGCAAUCGAAGUACACCGCGGAUGGCAGGCGUACCGCUCGUUCUGAACUGGACGUAGAUUACGUCGUUGAAGCACAUAUACAAGCGUUCUCGCAAGCACUUCAAACGGAGGAUUUUGACCUUAAUGAUGAAGCUCCUAAUGUCACAAGUGCACCGAUGAGUCCCGGACCUCGCGUACGGAAGAUCUCUGCGCUCUCCGACUUCGCCCCAGUCAAUAUCAAGGUAAAGAGAAGGAGGAAACCGAGUCAGCCGGAAAACAAGCGGCAAGAAUGGCUGUACAUAAUCGUGCGAUGGCCGCUAUUGGGCCUCAUAUUCCUAUUCAUCGCGAUGGAGUUUGGUAUGUACAUCCUGAUUCGGCAAAUGGUCAACGCAAAGGAGUGGCUGUCCGCAUGGCGAGGCCGCAAAGGAGUAUUGAGACAACGCCUACGGAGUGCACAAACAUAUCAGGAAUGGAAAGAUGCCGCCCUCGUUCUAGACGAGUAUAUGCGCUUCGAUGAGUGGAAGCACGCAGACGAGGAUCCUUUCUAUGACUGGAGGCUGGUCAGGAAAGUCAGGAAGUCUUUGAAAGCCCUGCGAGAAAAGGGGGACGCGCGCGGACUUGUCGGAGUCCUUGAGACUUCUCUCCGUACGAACUUCGCUGGGGUGGAAUCAUCGAGGUUGUACAGUGAGACUUUCUAUGGGACGAAGGACCUCGUCGAAGACUACAUCAAUGAGGAGGCGAAGGCCCUAGAAUUCGUGCGCGAAUCUACGGACCUUUCAAACGACGAGAAGCGGCGUUUCUUCAAGGGUGUGAAUACGAAUCUAGGAACGUCUGCUCUUUGCCUGUCUGGUGGUGCUUCCUUCGGUUAUUACCACUUCGGCGUUGUGAAGGCCUUCUUGGACGCCGGACUGAUGCCUCGCGUCAUUUCGGGCACGUCUGCGGGAGGUGUCGUAGCGGCUAUGGCCUGCACACGCACAGAUGCAGAACUGAGACUUCUGCUCACUCCGGACUUGGCCAAACGUUUGACUGCAUUCGAACAGCCAUUUCAGGUUUGGUUCAAGAGGUUCUGGUCUACCGGCGCUAGGUUCGAUGCCGUCCACUGGGCAGAAAAGCUUUGCUUCUUCACGCGCGGUUCCAUGACAUUCCGGGAAGCGUAUUUGAGAACCGGGCGGAUACUGAAUAUCUCAGUGGUCCCAGCUGAUCGGCAUUCACCAACGAAGCUGUUGAACUACAUGACGGCGCCAGACACUGUCAUCUGGAGUGCUCUCUUGGCAUCCGCAGCGGUCCCCGGCAUCUUGAACCCUGUCGUUCUGAUGCAGAAGUUAAAGAAUGGUUCCAUUGUACCGUGGAACUGGGGAAGCAAGUUCAAGGACGGCUCACUGAGAGUUGACAUCCCUGUGCAAGCACUGAACCUGUACUUCAAUGUCACACAUCCGAUUGUGUCUCAAGUAAACCCUCACGUACAUUUGUUCUUCUUUGCUCCGCAAGGGUCUGCUGGCAAGCCGGUGGCGCAUCGGAAGAACAAGGGAUGGAGAGGGAACUUCCUGUUGUCGGCCGGGGAACAAUGGCUGAAACUCGAGCUCACGAAGAAUUUCAAGUUGAUUCGUGAUCUCGACUUGCUGCCACAACUUUUGGGGCAAGAUUGGUCCAGUGUCUUCCUGCAGCGCUUCGAAGGCAGUGUGACAAUUUGGCCACGGACGCGCUUCCAGGACUGGCUUCAUAUCCUUAGCGACCCUGAUGAGGCCGAGCUGGCCAGGAUGCUUCAUGUUGGACAGCUCGUUACAUGGCCGAAGUUGCACAUGAUUGAGAAUCGCUUCCGGCUCGAGCAGCAAAUAUUCCUUGGACGUCAGACCGUGCGCAAAGCCAUGCAGGCCCGCGGCCAAACAGCCCGCAAGGGCGAAGCAGCACCACAAGGACGCAUUCCCGAACCCAACACAGGCACGAAACUACCUGUUGUCGCCGGGACGCCAGUCGUUUCAACACUAUCGGAAGGACCCCUGCCCAUGGACACGGAUGCCGAGGCAGCCUAUCUGUCGCGCGCGCAGAGAGAAGAACAGCGAAACGCAGCGCCCGCGGCUGCUCCUGGCCCUUCGCAGGGCGCCGGAAGCUCAGAAGCGCGCCGCCCGUCUGGCAGACGCCGGCGUGUGCAGAGCGUGGCGGAGCAGGUUGAGAAGGAGGCAGCGAGGGAUGAGCAUCACGGCCGAGCGACGCCGGAUCCCCUCCUUCGCCGCAGCCCGGCGAUGUUCAGCAACAGCAGGCCUAUGCCCAGGCACGCCAGGCGUCGACGUCGCACGCGAGCCCGGUGGAGUUCCUACGCAGGCUGGGCCAGGGGUCGCCGUUCUCGACGUUCGCGUCGUUGAGGGGGAAGAAUAAGCUGCGGGCGACAGACUUUCCACAGGAGGCGGGCGGCGAGCCGGUGUACUCCGGGGAUUCCUCGUCGGAUGACGAUGAUCUGUCGAUCAUAUCGAGGCGGCAGCGACAUUCCUCUUCGUUCGACAUUCGGACUGACUUUGAGAGGAGAUACUCGCAAGUGGCAGCGAGGAUGGAGAGUACUGAUUAUUCACGUUCAUUAUCAGUCGCUGCUCAGCGAUGUCUAUUUCAUUGGAUGGGGGGGGGUUGUCUGUUACGGACUCAUUUGCAACUCGACGCCUCGAUAUACAUACGUGUGCACACAUCUGCUUGUGUUGUAGUGUAGAUUUGAAAGUGUAUAAUCGUAACACGGGUUUUGCAUGCUA
Fomitopsis serialis is the source of this 2794-nucleotide messenger RNA. Its product is annotated as acyl transferase/acyl hydrolase/lysophospholipase. Gene Ontology annotation, biological process: lipid metabolic process. The record is from RefSeq and is a predicted model, not a curated record. Gene Ontology annotation, molecular function: triacylglycerol lipase activity. Lineage: Eukaryota; Fungi; Basidiomycota; Agaricomycetes; Polyporales; Fomitopsidaceae. The coding region runs from base 77 to 2419 and encodes 780 amino acids. The transcript has 18 exons.